Messenger RNA from Penicillium maclennaniae, 1266 nucleotides. RefSeq lists its product as uncharacterized. The transcript has a single exon. NCBI's taxonomy places the organism in Eukaryota, Fungi, Ascomycota, Eurotiomycetes, Eurotiales, Aspergillaceae. The record is from RefSeq and is a predicted model, not a curated record. The coding region runs from base 1 to 1266 and encodes 421 amino acids.
AUGGCCCCUUUACCUGCCAAUGACCCCGAGCGCGUCGCUAGCAUUAUGCUGUCGUGGCACUCGUGCGACCUCGUCUCGUGCACCACCCUACAGACCCUGUGGGCAGGCUAUGGACACAUCUGUGCUAUUAUUGCGAGGGCCAUGACUGAGGGUGCGGCGAAGCAUCUCAGCCAACUUUGCGGGGUGACAAUGGGGGCUGCGGGUUCCACAUAUCCUCUCAUCUUGAAGCUCAUUUCACCCCCGCGGAAAAGCUCUGGAGAUCAUGAUGAGGGCCAUUUGCGUAAGAUGCUGAGCUACGAGGUGGAACAGUAUUUCUACAGUAAUGUGGUUCCGCUAUUAGGCGAUGAGAUCGGCGUUGCCAAAUGCCUUUCCUCGACACGCAACAUGGACGGCCAGCCAGGCGAGGACGAACUUGCAGGUCUGAUGGCCACGAUAAUGGUCGAUCUACGACCUAAUUUUCCAAUUGCAGGCGAAAAAAGGAGUGUUCUUAGCAGUACGCAAGUGCAUAGCGCUCUGAAUUGGCUGGCAAGCUUCCACAGGCGCUCAUGGGGACUACUACCUGACAGCCUUGACAAAUAUGUCUUGCCACCUCUUGAAGAAUAUAAAAGAAGACAAGGUCUAAGCAGGGAUGUUGUCAAAGGGUUGUGGCUCAACGGAGGAUAUACGUACCUUGCCACUCGACGAAAAGAGUACGCUUCUCUAGUUCAGGACACGUACUCGGAGUGGUCAGAAUUGAUGUGCACGCCCUCGGAAGGCUCCUCAUUAUCCAUAACCGAGAUGGCUGCAUUAUUCUUAUCUCCCUAUGGAAGACCGAUCGAGUCGUACAUUCAUGGUGACGUGAAAUCCGAGAAUCUCUUCACAACAACCAGUGGGGACAAAGUCGCCUUCUUUGAUUUUCAGUAUGUCGGGCUAGGCCUUGGAGUCUGCGAUCUGGCAAAAUUGUUUACUUGCUCAGUUCCGUUGCAUAUGCUUACUGAUUCCAAAGAAUCUAUGCCCGAGCAGUUAGCUAUGGGUGAACCUGAAAGAAAAUUACUCGCGUGGUACCGCAAAAGUCUUCUUCAGAAUGAAGACUCGGAUCUCUAUGAUUGGGAGAUUUUCAAGCGACAUUGGGAGACAGCACUGGUCGACUGGUGUAGGUUUCAGGCCUCGUGGGGUUUCUGGGGAAACACAGAGUGGCUUGAAGCCCGUGUGAGAUCAAUUCUGAGCGACCAAAAGUGGAGAGACUGGCUCCUUCAAAAUGUCCGCAGUCGGGACGGUUUCCGGUGA